Mus musculus (house mouse) is the source of this 11325-nucleotide messenger RNA. It is a transcript of the gene Arid1b, whose product is annotated as AT-rich interaction domain 1B. NCBI's taxonomy places the organism in Eukaryota, Metazoa, Chordata, Mammalia, Rodentia, Muridae. The record is from RefSeq and is marked validated. Gene Ontology annotation, biological process: chromatin remodeling. Gene Ontology annotation, cellular component: nucleus; synapse; nBAF complex. The transcript is spliced from 20 exons. Gene Ontology annotation, molecular function: DNA binding. The coding region runs from base 22 to 6756 and encodes 2244 amino acids.
UCGGCGGGCCCCGGCUCGACCAUGGAGACCGGGCUGCUCCCCAACCACAAACUGAAAGCCGUUGGCGAGGCCCCCGCUGCACCGCCCCAUCAGCAGCACCACCACCACCAUGCCCACCACCACCACCACCACCAUGCCCACCACCUCCACCACCUCCACCACCACCACGCACUACAGCAGCAGCUAAACCAGUUCCAGCAGCCGCAGCCGCCGCAGCCACAGCAGCAGCAGCCGCCGCCACCGCCGCAGCAGCAGCAUCCCACUGCCAACAACAGCCUGGGCGGUGCGGGCGGCGGCGCGCCUCAGCCCGGCCCGGACAUGGAGCAGCCGCAACAUGGAGGCGCCAAGGACAGUGUCGCGGGCAAUCAGGCUGACCCGCAGGGCCAGCCUCUGCUGAGCAAACCGGGCGACGAGGACGACGCGCCGCCCAAGAUGGGGGAGCCGGCGGGCAGCCGCUAUGAGCACCCGGGCCUGGGCGCGCAGCAGCAGCCCGCGCCGGUCGCCGUGCCCGGGGGCGGCGGCGGCCCAGCGGCCGUCUCGGAGUUUAAUAAUUACUAUGGCAGCGCUGCCCCUGCUAGCGGCGGCCCCGGCGGCCGCGCUGGGCCUUGCUUUGAUCAACAUGGCGGACAACAAAGCCCCGGGAUGGGGAUGAUGCACUCCGCCUCUGCCGCCGCCGGGGCCCCCAGCAGCAUGGACCCCCUGCAGAACUCCCACGAAGGGUACCCCAACAGCCAGUACAACCAUUAUCCGGGCUACAGCCGGCCCGGCGCGGGCGGCGGCGGCGGCGGCGGCGGAGGAGGAGGAGGCAGCGGAGGAGGUGGAGGAGGAGGAGGAGCAGGAGGAGCAGGAGGAGCAGCGGCAGCGGCAGCAGGAGCCGGAGCUGUGGCGGCGGCGGCCGCGGCGGCGGCGGCAGCAGCAGCAGCAGCAGGAGGAGGCGGUGGCGGCGGCUAUGGGAGCUCGUCCUCGGGGUACGGGGUGCUGAGCUCCCCGCGGCAGCAGGGCGGCGGCAUGAUGAUGGGCCCCGGGGGCGGCGGGGCCGCGAGCCUCAGCAAGGCGGCCGCCGGCGCGGCGGCGGCGGCGGGGGGCUUCCAGCGCUUCGCCGGCCAGAACCAGCACCCGUCGGGGGCUACACCGACCCUCAACCAGCUGCUCACCUCACCCAGCCCCAUGAUGAGGAGCUACGGCGGUAGCUACCCCGACUACAGCAGCUCCAGCGCGCCGCCGCCGCCGUCGCAGCCCCAGUCCCAGGCGGCGGCGGGGGCGGCGGCGGGUGGCCAGCAGGCGGCCGCGGGCAUGGGCUUGGGCAAGGACCUAGGCGCCCAGUACGCCGCUGCCAGCCCGGCCUGGGCGGCCGCGCAACAAAGGAGUCACCCGGCGAUGAGCCCCGGCACCCCCGGACCGACCAUGGGCAGAUCCCAGGGCAGCCCGAUGGACCCAAUGGUGAUGAAGAGACCUCAGUUGUAUGGGAUGGGUACUCACCCCCACUCCCAGCCACAGCAGAGCAGCCCAUACCCAGGAGGCUCCUACGGUCCCCCAGGUGCACAGCGGUAUCCCCUUGGCAUGCAGGGCCGGGCUCCAGGGGCCCUGGGAGGCUUGCAGUACCCGCAGCAGCAGAUGCCACCGCAGUACGGACAGCAAGCUGUGAGUGGCUACUGCCAGCAAGGCCAGCAGCCAUACUACAACCAGCAGCCGCAGCCCUCGCACCUCCCGCCCCAGGCACAGUACCUGCAGCCGGCGGCGGCGCAGUCCCAGCAGAGGUACCAGCCACAGCAGGACAUGUCUCAAGAAGGCUAUGGAACUAGAUCUCAGCCUCCUCUGGCCCCUGGAAAAUCCAACCAUGAAGACUUGAAUUUAAUUCAACAGGAAAGACCAUCGAGUCUACCAGACCUGUCUGGCUCCAUCGAUGACCUCCCCACGGGAACAGAAGCAACUCUGAGCUCAGCAGUCAGUGCAUCCGGGUCUACAAGCAGCCAGGGAGAUCAGAGCAACCCAGCGCAGUCUCCUUUCUCCCCACAUGCAUCACCUCACCUCUCCAGCAUCCCUGGAGGGCCGUCACCUUCUCCUGUUGGCUCUCCUGUGGGAAGCAACCAAUCGAGGUCUGGUCCGAUCUCCCCUGCGAGUAUUCCAGGUAGCCAGAUGCCUCCGCAACCACCUGGAAGCCAGUCAGAAUCCAGUUCCCAUCCUGCCUUGAGCCAGUCACCAAUGCCACAGGAAAGAGGUUUUAUGACAGGCACUCAGAGAAACCCUCAGAUGUCUCAGUACGGACCUCAGCAGACAGGACCAUCCAUGUCGCCUCACCCAUCUCCUGGGGGCCAGAUGCAUCCUGGGAUCAGUAACUUUCAGCAGAGUAACUCAAGUGGCACGUACGGCCCACAGAUGAGCCAGUAUGGACCCCAAGGCAACUACUCCAGAACCCCAACAUAUAGCGGGGUACCCAGUGCAAGCUACAGCGGCCCAGGGCCCGGUAUGGGCAUCAAUGCCAACAACCAGAUGCAUGGACAAGGGCCAGCCCAGCCAUGUGGUGCUAUGCCCCUGGGACGAAUGCCUUCAGCUGGGAUGCAGAACAGACCAUUUCCUGGAACCAUGAGCAGCGUCACCCCCAGUUCUCCUGGCAUGUCUCAACAGGGAGGGCCAGGAAUGGGCCCACCAAUGCCCACUGUGAACCGGAAGGCCCAGGAAGCUGCCGCAGCUGUGAUGCAGGCUGCUGCAAACUCAGCACAAAGCAGGCAAGGCAGUUUUCCUGGCAUGAACCAGAGUGGCCUGGUGGCCUCCAGCUCUCCCUACAGCCAGUCCAUGAACAACAACUCCAGCCUGAUGAGCACCCAGGCCCAGCCCUACAGCAUGACGCCCACAAUGGUGAACAGCUCCACAGCAUCUAUGGGUCUUGCAGAUAUGAUGUCUCCCAGUGAGUCCAAAUUGUCUGUGCCUCUUAAAGCAGAUGGUAAAGAAGAAGGCGUGUCCCAGCCUGAGAGCAAGUCAAAGGACAGCUAUGGCUCUCAGGGCAUUUCCCAGCCUCCAACCCCAGGCAACCUGCCUGUCCCUUCCCCAAUGUCUCCCAGCUCUGCCAGCAUCUCCUCCUUUCAUGGAGAUGAGAGUGACAGCAUUAGCAGCCCAGGCUGGCCCAAGACACCAUCAAGCCCUAAGUCCAGCUCUUCCUCCACCACUGGGGAGAAGAUCACGAAGGUCUAUGAGCUGGGGAAUGAGCCGGAGAGGAAGCUGUGGGUCGACCGUUACCUAACGUUCAUGGAAGAGAGGGGCUCCCCGGUGUCCAGUCUGCCAGCAGUGGGCAAGAAGCCCCUGGACCUGUUCCGACUGUAUGUCUGCGUCAAGGAGAUUGGAGGUUUGGCGCAGGUUAAUAAAAACAAGAAGUGGCGUGAGCUGGCAACCAACCUGAACGUUGGCACUUCCAGCAGCGCAGCCAGCUCUCUGAAAAAGCAGUAUAUUCAGUACCUGUUCGCCUUUGAGUGCAAAACUGAGCGCGGGGAGGAGCCCCCACCUGAAGUCUUCAGCACCGGGGAUUCGAAGAAGCAGCCAAAGCUCCAGCCGCCAUCUCCUGCUAACUCAGGAUCCUUACAAGGCCCACAGACUCCACAGUCAACUGGGAGCAAUUCGAUGGCAGAGGUUCCAGGUGACCUGAAGCCACCAACCCCAGCCUCUACCCCUCAUGGACAGAUGACUCCCAUGCAAAGCGGAAGAAGCAGUACAGUCAGUGUGCAUGACCCGUUCUCAGACGUGAGUGACUCAGCGUACCCAAAACGGAACUCCAUGACUCCAAACGCCCCAUACCAGCAGGGCAUGGGCAUGCCAGACAUGAUGGGCAGGAUGCCCUAUGAACCCAACAAGGACCCUUUCAGUGGAAUGAGAAAAGUGCCUGGAAGUAGUGAGCCCUUUAUGACACAAGGACAGGUGCCCAACAGCGGCAUGCAGGACAUGUACAACCAGAGCCCCUCAGGGGCCAUGUCCAAUCUGGGCAUGGGACAGCGGCAGCAGUUUCCCUAUGGAACCAGUUAUGACCGAAGGCAUGAGGCUUACGGACAGCAGUACCCAGGCCAAGGCCCUCCCACAGGACAGCCACCGUAUGGAGGACACCAGCCUGGCCUGUACCCACAGCAGCCGAAUUACAAACGUCAUAUGGAUGGCAUGUACGGGCCUCCAGCCAAGCGGCACGAGGGAGACAUGUACAACAUGCAGUAUGGCAGCCAGCAGCAGGAGAUGUAUAACCAGUAUGGAGGCUCCUACUCUGGCCCGGACAGAAGGCCCAUCCAGGGACAAUAUCCCUACCCCUACAACAGAGAAAGGAUGCAGGGCCCAGGCCAGAUGCAGCCACACGGAAUCCCACCUCAGAUGAUGGGGGGCCCCAUGCAGUCAUCCUCCAGCGAGGGGCCUCAGCAGAACAUGUGGGCUACACGCAACGAUAUGCCUUAUCCCUACCAGAGCAGGCAAGGCCCGGGCGGCCCUGCACAGGCCCCCCCUUACCCAGGCAUGAACCGCACAGAUGAUAUGAUGGUACCUGAGCAGAGGAUCAAUCACGAGAGCCAGUGGCCUUCUCACGUCAGCCAGCGCCAGCCUUACAUGUCAUCUUCGGCCUCCAUGCAGCCCAUCACGCGCCCACCUCAGUCAUCCUACCAGACGCCGCCGUCACUGCCAAACCACAUCUCCAGGGCACCCAGCCCCGCCUCCUUCCAGCGCUCCCUGGAGAGUCGCAUGUCUCCAAGCAAGUCUCCCUUCCUGCCCACCAUGAAGAUGCAGAAGGUCAUGCCCACAGUCCCCACAUCCCAGGUCACCGGGCCCCCCCCACAGCCUCCACCAAUCAGAAGGGAGAUUACCUUUCCUCCUGGCUCCGUAGAAGCAUCACAGCCAAUCCUGAAACAAAGGCGAAAGAUUACCUCAAAAGAUAUUGUUACUCCCGAGGCGUGGCGUGUGAUGAUGUCCCUUAAAUCGGGUCUGUUGGCUGAGAGCACGUGGGCUCUGGACACCAUCAAUAUUCUCCUCUAUGAUGACAGCACCGUCGCCACCUUCAAUCUUUCCCAGCUGUCUGGAUUCCUGGAACUAUUAGUAGAGUACUUUCGAAAAUGCCUAAUUGACAUUUUCGGAAUUCUUAUGGAAUAUGAAGUGGGUGACCCCAGCCAAAAGGCUCUUGAUCACCGUUCAGGGAAGAAAGAUGACAGCCAGUCCCUGGAAGAUGAUUCUGGGAAGGAAGACGAUGAUGCUGAGUGUCUUGUGGAAGAGGAGGAGGAGGAAGAGGAGGAGGAGGAAGACAGUGAAAAGAUAGAGUCAGAGGGGAAGAGCAGCCCUGCCCUAGCUGCUCCAGAUGCCUCCGUGGACCCCAAGGAGACGCCAAAGCAGGCCAGUAAGUUUGACAAGCUGCCCAUAAAGAUUGUCAAAAAGAACAAGCUGUUUGUGGUGGACCGGUCCGACAAGCUGGGCCGAGUGCAGGAGUUCAGCAGCGGGCUCCUCCACUGGCAGCUGGGUGGUGGCGACACUACCGAGCACAUCCAGACUCACUUCGAGAGCAAGAUGGAGAUCCCUCCUCGCAGGCGUCCACCUCCGCCUCUAAGCUCCACGGGUAAGAAGAAAGAGCUGGAAGGCAAAGGUGAUUCUGAAGAGCAGCCAGAGAAAAGUAUCAUAGCCACCAUCGAUGACGUCUUGUCUGCCCGGCCAGGGGCUCUGCCUGAAGACACCAACCCAGGACCCCAGACCGACAGCGGCAAGUUUCCCUUUGGAAUCCAGCAGGCCAAAAGCCACCGGAACAUCAGGCUCCUGGAAGACGAGCCCAGGAGCCGAGACGAGACGCCGCUGUGCACCAUCGCGCACUGGCAGGACUCACUGGCCAAGCGCUGCAUCUGUGUGUCGAACAUCGUGCGGAGCUUGUCUUUCGUGCCUGGCAACGACGCAGAGAUGUCCAAACACCCGGGCUUGGUGCUGAUCCUGGGAAAGCUGAUUCUGCUGCAUCACGAGCAUCCGGAGAGAAAGCGGGCGCCACAGACCUAUGAGAAGGAGGAGGACGAGGACAAGGGGGUGGCCUGCAGCAAAGAUGAGUGGUGGUGGGACUGCCUCGAGGUCUUGCGGGAUAACACCCUGGUCACGUUGGCGAACAUUUCCGGGCAGCUAGACUUGUCUGCUUACACAGAGAGCAUCUGCUUGCCGAUCCUGGACGGCUUGCUACACUGGAUGGUGUGCCCGUCCGCAGAGGCUCAGGACCCCUUUCCCACUGUGGGGCCCAACUCAGUCCUGUCGCCGCAGAGACUUGUGCUGGAGACCCUGUGUAAACUCAGUAUCCAGGACAACAACGUGGACCUGAUCUUGGCCACGCCUCCAUUUAGUCGUCAGGAGAAAUUUUAUGCUACAUUAGUUAGGUACGUUGGGGAUCGCAAAAAUCCAGUCUGUCGAGAAAUGUCCAUGGCGCUUUUAUCGAACCUUGCCCAGGGGGACACACUGGCGGCGAGGGCAAUAGCUGUGCAGAAAGGAAGCAUUGGUAACUUGAUAAGCUUCCUAGAGGACGGGGUGACGAUGGCGCAGUACCAGCAGAGCCAGCAUAACCUUAUGCACAUGCAGCCCCCACCUCUGGAACCCCCUAGUGUAGACAUGAUGUGCCGGGCGGCCAAAGCUCUGCUGGCCAUGGCCAGAGUGGACGAGAACCGCUCGGAGUUCCUUUUGCACGAGGGUCGGUUGCUGGAUAUCUCAAUAUCAGCUGUCCUGAACUCUCUGGUUGCAUCUGUCAUCUGUGAUGUACUGUUUCAGAUUGGGCAGUUAUGACAUCCGUGAAGGCACACAUGUGUGAGUGAACAUUAGAGGGUCACAUAUAACUGGCUGUUUUCUGUUCUCGUUUAUCCAGUGUAAGAAGAAGGAAAAGAAAAAUCUUUGCUCCUCUGCCCCGUUUACUAUUUACCAAUUGGGAAUUAAAUCAUUAAUUUGAACAGUUAUAAAAUUAAUAUUUGCUGUCUGUGUGUAUAAGUACAUCCUCUGGCGGUUUUCUGUUUCUUUUUUUUUUAACCAAAGUUGCCGUCUAGUGCAUUCAAAGGUCACAAUUUUUGUUUGUUUGUUUGUUUGUUUGUUUUUUCAUAAUUUUUUUCAUGUUGUAUUGCAGUCUUUGGGAAGUGAAUUGACUUUAUAAAGAAAAACGUUUUGGCAAAAAGUGCUAAGAUAGAAAAAUGUCACCACACUGGGUCAAAAACGUGAAAGGAAAAAUUGAUUCUUAAAUUGAUUUCCUAUGAAUUUUAUUCUUCACAGAAUGAUAAAAGCUAAACUGCACCCCGUCACCCAAAGCUCUGUGCAAUAGAAACUUCUAGAGAUAUAGUGUAGGGGCUGAAGGAGGUAUGGCAGCAGUAGUCAGGGUCAAUGAUACUGCUUUCUCCACCGGAAAGUGGUUACGUUAGGCCUCGAGCAAAAAACAGCGCUCUCAGAUAGGUGCAAAAAUCCACUCCUAGCAGCCAACAGCAGGAUCGCUUCCUCACCACGACCGCCAUGUCUGCUGUGGCUCAGCCUCCACGGGACAAAGCUUCAAGAUUUCUUUCAUCAUUUUUUUAAAUAUUUUUUUUACUGCCUAUGGGCUGUGAUGUAUAUAGAAGUUGUACAUUAAACAUACCCUCAUUUUUUUCUUCUUUUCUUUUUUUCUUUUUUUCUUUUUCUUUUUUUUUUUUUUUAGUACAAAGUUUUUAGUUUCUUUUUCAUGAUGUGGUAACUACGAAGUGAUGGUAGAUUUAAAUAAUUUUUUAUUUUUAUUUUAUAUAUUUUUUCAUUAGGACCAUAUCUCCAAAAAACAAGAAAAAGAAACAAAAAAUACAAAAAAUAAAAACAAACAAAAAAAGAGGGUAAUGUACAAGUUUCUGUAUGUAUAAAGUCAUGCUCUGUUGGGAGAGCGGCUGAUCCCAGUUUGCUUCAUGAAUCAAAGUGUGGAAAUGGUUGCAUACAGAUUGAUUUAGAAAAUGGACACCAGUACAUACAAAAAAAGAAAAAAGAAAGAAAACCAACUAAAUGGAAGAAACACAACUUCAAAGAUUUUUCUGUGACAAGAAUCCACAUUUGUAUUUCAAGAUAAUGUAGUUUAAGAAAAGAAAAAAAAGAAAAAAAAAGAAAAAAACUUGAUGUAAAUUCCUCCUUUUCCUCUGGCUUAAUGAAUAUCAUUUAUUCAGUAUAAAAUCUUUAUAUGUCCCACAUGUUAAGAAUAAAUGUACAUUAAAUCUUGUUACGCACUGUGAUGGGUGUUCUUGAAUGCUGUUCUAGUUUGCCUAGCAUGGUUGCCAUAGUAACCAAGUUAUUUACAGGAAAUAGGGAAGAUGUAACAACUGCUUCCUGGUAAUGAUGCCCAAAGGCCAGAAGGGACUUUCAGGGUUUCCUACUUGAGAGUGGGAGCAACAAUUUGAUUUUCUCAGAUUGUUUAGCUAAUUAGGUCUUCUUUGAAGCAAUUAACUCUGGUGACAUUGAGAAGUGGUAAUUCCCUCAUGGAUGGGUGGUGGCUGCCAACCCACUGUGACAUGGGGCCCUGCAAGCUAACUGGCCUGAAACCACGACCUUCUGCCUCUCACUACUGAUUUAACCCAAGUCUGCACCCGUCAUGUUUCUUCUGUGUGCCUCCAAGUUACUCUGCGUUAGUUUGCUCCAGCGUGUAUAAUAUUUAUAUUGUGCAAUGUUAAAGAGAACGUGUCAUAUUGUAUGCCGUGUGUAUAGUGCCAAGUGAUGAUUCUGUUUCAGAGCAUACCUUCCUUCCUGCCCAGUCCCUGGCUCUCUAAUACCCCACCCUGAUGGAAAGUGCUUCUUCCUGGGUAAUUGACUGUUACUGUGUAACGCUCAGUCUCAUUGAAACUUACAUAACCAUGCUGCUGGUGCCCCUUCCUACCCUACCUCUCUCAGCACUCUUCAGUUGACACUUCCCACACCUGUCACUGUGGCCCACCUUGCUCACGCUGACAUCUGGAAGAGUUAGACAGGAGCACACACUUACAACACUAGGAGAUGUUAUUCUGGUGUCACGAGAAAGAAAUUGGUUUUUCCUGCAAACAGUCCCAUCACCAAGCAGCCCCCACAUCAGGUCAGCAAAAAGAUCUGUGUUGAAUCAAAACUCCAUUUAUAAUUCUACUAGAUGGGAAUACAUCUGCUUACAAAGGACAGAUUUUAGUGUUCUGUGAUGAAAAUAUGGAGAGUGCAAGAGAGAGUUCAAUGGAAUCCUAAUCUUGCUCUUGCAGACAAUGAAUGAAAGGUAUAGACAGGCUCAGUUCCCUGUCAGAAGAGUGGUCUCAAAGACAAGUGGCUGUAUAGCAGCCAGGCCCAGAACAGCCUCGCAGCACACACUAACACCAAGCGGGUGUCUGAGCUCUCCUAGGAAGCCUUGUGCCUGCCCUCCCUCCAUUCACCCAGAUCCGACUCCUGGAAGCCCACGAAAGAGUCACCCUUUGCUUCACAUUUCCUGACGAUACCGAGUUGCUGCUCUGUCCUAAAAAUAUUAGUUCUUUUCCAGGGCUUUCAGAAAUUUGCAGGAUGCCCAUACUCUAAAUGUGUACCAAAAAGAGAGAGAAAUAAAGGUGCGAAGAAAGUUUAGUAUUUUGGAAUGGUGCGAUAAAAUGGAAUCUGUUGGUUUUUAAUGUAACAUAAGAUACUAUUGGCUGGCACUGGCUAAAAAAAAUAUCUAAGUGUUGGAGUUGGAUGCACAAUCAACUUUUACUUAGCUAUUCAAAGAGUACUUAUGUUUUCCAAGUUAAAACAGACUUGUUUUUGACAGGGGCCGUGGGUGGUCUUAUACAAUGCCAGCUCCUAACUGCAGCUUCUGAGAACUGGAUAUCGUUUGCCCUGAGAGCUGCCCGUCUCCAACUAUGUGCUGCUGCUGCCCUGUGUGCUCAGCCCACAAGGAUGUGGAGACUGGAUAGACAACCCCUUGCUUCUUGCUGGGUUGUGCUGAGUUCUUUGCAGUCCAGUCAAGUGCCCAGAGCUACCAGCCUACGUCCCUCAUGCAUCCAAGAGAAAUGAUCUUGACUAUCAUGAUCAAAACAGCUGUAGUAAUAUUUCUAGUAAAUAUUUCUGAUGACUCUGUGUAAUCUCCUACAACAGGACACUAUUCAUUAACUUGACAGAGACAUGUGGGCAUGUGGUCCUGCUUUAGUUUAACAGACAAGUCAACCAGUUCUCAUUACUUAGGAAGAGUGAGGCUAUGUCUGUUACAAUCCCAAUGUGGUGCUUGCCCUUAUCCAAAGACAGUCCGGGGGCCCUGUCUGCCUGAACUAUGUCUCGCUCCCUCUUGGGCUUCCCACUGGGAUGUGAAAAGAUAACCAAUGGCUCCCAGGUUCCCAGUGCCCCCCAAACCAGUAAUCAGGUCUGGGACUACAGAACCCGCAAAAUCAUACACAGGCUGUUUCAAAGCCAGUACUCUCUUUAUACUCCUGCUUCCUCCAGCCCCCAUUUCACACCCCACCCAAAUCACAAGGUCCUCUGAAGUCUCAGAACUCCAAAUUAACGUUGGGAUUUACGAUGUGAAUGCUGAGGAGAAAAUUGGGAGUUGGUGGGAGAUCACCAAAUUGUCAAAACUAUGAAACUCAUCUGUCUUCCCAAAUCUGACCUCAGGGACUUGGGGGGUUCACUCUGGCUUCUGCCACAGUAUUUUCUGGGGAACCAAAGGCCUCGGGAAUAGAGAAACAGGUUGCCGGAUAUCCUGGAAGUCUAAGCCAUACUGACCAGUUUGUCUUGAGUGUUUUCUUUGUGAGCCUGGAACUGUCCCCGGACCCCUUUCUUUUAAACAUGGUUCAGGACUUUAAAAAAAAGCACUGUAUUUUUUUUAUGUAAGCCAAGAUGCCCUCCCUAGCAGAGAUAGCGUUGAACUGUCUCUAGUUCUGUAGCCUGAGAGACUUAAAUCGUUUAACUUCAGUGUCUUUGUCCACUCUGUUGAACUGCUAAGGAUUCUAUUGAAUGUGUUCUUUGCGGCUUUGGAGGAGUUGCUGGGUGUGUAAGUCCUGCAUCCCUUUGCCUGGUAUGUGUAUAUUAUUCCUUUGCCUGGCUGUGUAUCGUUCUUCAGUGUAAGUACACCCACACUCUGUAUUCCUUUGCCUGCUCCCCGCCCCCCCACACACACACAUCCUGCAUAGUUUUAAAAUAAGGCCUGAGAGACUGUUUCUAUUUCCUGUCAUAGCUGGUGACUUUUAACAGUUGAGGCGAAUGGCCUGUCACUUGCCUGGGUUCCCGUCAGGGGUGAUCCAUGGAACUCCUCAGUGGAACAGAAUUUAGGACAGAAGAUCCCACCUUCCUUCCAGGCCUGGGGAGAAUCAGACUGUGAGAUAAACCAUGAUGCUGCCCAAUCCCACUGCCCCACCUUGCUUUUAAAAUAAAGUGCCUCCUAACGUC